Messenger RNA from Neltuma alba, 2026 nucleotides. RefSeq lists its product as uncharacterized. The transcript is spliced from 8 exons. Bases 59 to 2026 code for a protein of 655 amino acids. Gene Ontology annotation, molecular function: cysteine-type peptidase activity. The record is from RefSeq and is a predicted model, not a curated record. Gene Ontology annotation, biological process: proteolysis. NCBI's taxonomy places the organism in Eukaryota, Viridiplantae, Streptophyta, Magnoliopsida, Fabales, Fabaceae.
UGAUAAGUUGAUUGAAGUAUGUUGCCACACAAUUCAAAGAGAAUUGUGUGGAGAGUUUAUGUGUGCAUUCGACCUUCCAACAAAAAGCAUUUCCAUAAGAGGGAAGAGAAGGAAAAUGAGGGCAAAUGAUGUGCAUGACUUUAUGGGGCUGCCAAUAAAGGGAGAAGAGAUUAAAGUAGCUGUGAGUGGUGAAGAUGAAGUGUUCAAGCAAUGGAGGGUUGUGUAUGGUAAUGUUCCAUACAAGAAGAUAGCGUCAUUGUUGACUGAGGACAAACAAGAUGAAAAUUUUGAGAUGCUGUUUGUCAUGUAUGCAUUGGGAACAUUGUUGUGUCCUAAUGCCAGUAUUUGUGUCACUGAUUAUUUGUUGAAGGUCAUACUAUCAACCAAGGAUAGAUUGGGUCGGUUUGAUUGGUCAUCUUAUGUGCUGAAUGAACUAUACAAGGGCAUUGGAGUGUACAAAAAACAAUUAGAAAAAGGCAAGCUGACUGAAAAGAAGAAGAAUGUGCCAGGUUGUCUAUACUUCCUACAAAUGUAUUGUCUACAAAAGUUUCCACUUGGGGAAACAAAAGCUUCACAUGUUGAGCAUGCUCUUGCAUUUUGGGAUGAAAAGAAAGUGCAGCAAAGAGUUAAUAUGGAGAAGGAGAGCGAUCAAGGAAUAUUGCAUCCGGCUAGUCAAGCCACCAGUUUUGAUCCAGAAAAUUUAACUCACCCGGAGAUCAAGAAAACAUAUGCCCGAUUAGUGUCAAUGCUGGGAGAGGAGAUGAUGGCCCUUCAGUCAAGACUAAUGAAGGAUAGUGGCAGUGCAAGUGAAGAGGAGAAAGAUGAUGAUGAAGAAUCGAAAUCAGAAGAGGAAAAAGGGGUCAAAGGAAGUGAAUCGGAGGAAGAGGAAAUUGAGGAAGAAGGAACUGAAUCGGAAGAGGAUAGAAAUGAAGAAGAAGAACAAAAAACUCAAUCAAAAAAGGAGAUGGGUGGAGAAGAAAGUGAAAGAGAAGAAGAGAAUGAAGAGGAUGAAGAGGACAAGCAAGGGGAAGGGAAAAUAUAUGUGAGGAAAUCAACAAGGGUCAUAAGCAAGGGCAAGGCUCUUAGGUCUCCAUUUCUGGAAAUCAAAACUAAGCCUGGGAAAAAGAGAACAAUGGAUGAUAGGCAAGCUUUAUUUGACAUGUGUACAGCAAGGUGUGCUGAAGAGGACCAAAAGCAAUACUUUGUAUCGAUGUAUGGAUACUUUCUAACCCGUGGUGAGCUGCAAUGUCUCCAACGUAGAAGAUGGAUAAACGAUAGGUUUAUGACUAUGGUGGCAAGGACAUUUGUUGGAGAUCAAAAGGAUAAAGAGGGGAGAGUGAACCGGCAUAUAUUUUCUGCAGAUUUCAUGCAAAAGAUGGUAGCCAAUCCUUUAAGAUGGAAAUGGGAGGACCAUGAAAGGGAAAUAUUACCUAAAUAUAUUGGGUACAAUAUAGGGGAUUGCGAUUUCCUUUUCGGUCCUACGUUAUUUGAAGAUCAUUGGUUUUGUUAUGUGUUGGAGACAAAGACCAUGACCUUCUAUGCCCUUGACUCCUUGGUUGAUAGCAUCACACUCAUAAGAUUACAAGCAGAGGAAGAAGAAGCAAAGAAGAAGGGGAGUGAGCAGCAACAUGAUGCGAAGAAGAAAAAGAGGACGACUAAAGGGCACUUCAAUCCCAAACACUUUAUGGCAACACAGACUAUGAACUGUUUCCAUACGAUGUUGCGUGCUGUUAAGCCAGAAUUGUUUGCCAAUGAGGACAACAUUGGCAACGAAGUGAAAUGGGCUAAAGUUUAUGUGCAGAAUGAUACUGAUUCAUGUGGAGUUCAUGUCCUCUCUUGGCUACAAGAGUGGGAUGGCACUGCUCGUGAUGCUGCAGGAUAUACCAUGCCACGAUACUCCAAUGAUGAAUUGCAAGAGUUGAAGGUUGGCUGUUUGUGGUGGUUGGUUACCCAUCCCCAUAAUGAACAUAGGGAUGAAGUGAUGUCAUUGCUAUCGGACUAUAACAAGAGCAAGAGGAGGAAAUAG